AUGACAACUCCAAGGAGAAACAUUUUCACGCUUAAGUACAAGGAACCUAAGCUGGACAAUCUGAAGGGUUUGAUCUCUGAUUUGGCUCUCAGUAAACGUGAUGAGUUCGGGAAAAACUAUGGGAAAACUUUGAGUCUUCUAACUAAGAAAGUUGACUAUGGAAUUAUCGGCUCUUUGGCACAAUAUUAUGAUCCACCUCUACGCCGUUUCACAUUCGUUGAUUUCCAACUAGCUCCUACUUUGGAAGAAGUUGAGAGAAUCAUGGGUCUCAAAUUGAAAGAUUUCAAUCCGUUUCCAAAGCUCGAAGAAGAAGCGGGCCCAAAGAAGAUAGCUUCAGCCCUAAGUAUCAAUGUCCCAACUGUUCGAGAUAAUUGGGUUGAAAAAGGGGGUUGCGAAGGUUUUGCCGCGACGUUUUUGGAAGAUUUAGCUCUGGAGUUCAAGAAAAAGGGAAAUUGGAAUGCAUUCUAUGAUGUGUUGGCUUUAUUGAUCCAUGGGAUUGUGCUCUUCCCAAAUGUUGAAACAUUUGUGGAUCAGGUAGCCAUAGAAGUCUUUCUCUCCGGCAAUCCAGUACCAUUUCUCUUAGCUGACAUUUACCAUGCCCUUCACGCUCGACAUGAAAAGAGGGGUGGAACUUUGUUGUGCUGUGCUCCUUUGCUUUAUACUUGGUUCAUGCAACACAUGCCCGAAGAAGGCCCUUUUGUAGCAAAAGAACUUAAGUCUCCUCAAAGAUUAGCUUCUCUCACUGCAAGUUCCAUCAUAUGGUAUAUCCGAGAGUGGGAAACCCCAGACAUUAUAGUCAGCUGUGGGGAAUUUCCUAAUGUAUCGUUGUUGGGUACUAAGGGUUGCAUCAAUUAUAACCCUAUGUUAUCUCGAAUGCAACAUGGCUACUCCAUGGAUGGUCCUCCUGACGCAAAGGACUUACAACCAUUUGUUGUUAGGAAGGGUAAAGAGUUUGGAAAAAGAAACCUUCUCGCCAAAGAACCUUACACUCGAUGGUUGAAAGAAAGGGUUGGGGAAAUCCAUUUGCCAUUUAUCUUAAAGGCUUCAACCUUUCCCAAAACUCCUGAACCUGAGCCUAUACUACCUGAAGACAAGGAGAAACUCACUACUAAGGUUAAGGAGCUCGAAUUGGAGAAUACUGAAUUACGGAUUCAGAUGAACCGAGUUAUCUUGGAAAAUCAGAAUUUGAAGGAGGAACGUAAGGGGAAAGCCCAGAAACUUGAGGAUGGUAACAAGAGAGCCAGGCUAUUGGAAGACCAGAAGGAUGUUCUUGAUCAUAUCCUUAUAGGUUCCACAUCAGUGAUCCGAACCAGGAAGGAAGAGCUCAAGAAAGCUGAGUAUAAGAUCUGUGAGUUAGGGAGAAUGUUGGAUAAAUCCCUUAUGGAUAAGAAAGAAAUUAAGCUUAACUUUGAGGCACAGAUCCGUGAACUGAGGGACGCUCUGAAGAAAUGCAAGGAAAAGUUGUCUCGCGAGAUACUCCAAAAGGAAUAA
Messenger RNA from Lathyrus oleraceus (garden pea), 1491 nucleotides. RefSeq lists its product as uncharacterized. The record is from RefSeq and is a predicted model, not a curated record. NCBI's taxonomy places the organism in Eukaryota, Viridiplantae, Streptophyta, Magnoliopsida, Fabales, Fabaceae. The transcript has 2 exons. The coding region runs from base 1 to 1491 and encodes 496 amino acids.